AUGGAAAAAAUAAGCAACAAUAAGACUAAAUUAGCCCUCGCUUUAUUAGGAGGCUUAUGUUCUUAUGCAUUUUAUCAUUUAAGAAAAAAAUUUAACUUUUCAUAUAUUUUAUUUUCAAAAAAAUGGUUUAGUGAAUAUUCUUUAAUGUGGCCAGGUCAAGCUUUUAGUUUAGAAAUAAAAAAAAUUAUUUACCAAACUAAAUCAAAGUUGCAAAAUAUUUUAGUUUUUGAAAGUAAAACAUUUGGGAAUGUACUAGUUUUAGAUGGAGUAAUACAAUUAACAGAAAAAGAUGAGUUUUCAUAUCAUGAAAUGAUGACACAUAUACCUAUGACUGUAUAUGAAGAUGCUAAAAAUGUUUUAGUUGUUGGUGGUGGUGAUGGAGGAAUAAUACGUGAAUUAUGUAAAUAUAAGUGUGUUGAAAAUAUUGAUAUUUGCGAAAUAGAUGAAAAGGUUAUAGAAGUAUCUAAAAAAUAUUUUAAAAAUAUUAGUUGUGGUUUUAAUGAUAAAAGAGUUCACAUUUUUAUUGAAGAUGCAAGUAAAUUCUUGGAAGAUAUAACUAAUACAUAUGAUGUUAUAAUUAUAGAUAGUUCUGAUCCAAUUGGACCAGCUGAAACAUUAUUUAAUCAAAGUUUUUAUGAAAAAGUAUAUAAUGCUUUAAAACCUAAUGGAGUUUGUGUUGCUCAAUGUGAAUCUAUAUGGAUACAUGUGGGAACCAUAAAAAAAAUGAUGAGUUUUACAAAAAAAAUAUUUAAAAAGGUGGAAUAUGCAAAUAUUAGUAUUCCUACGUAUCCAUGUGGAUGUAUAGGUAUACUUUGUUGUUCUAAAAGAGACACCGGCUUGAUGAAACCAAUUAAAAAAUUAGACUCAAAAGAAUUUGAAGACUUAAAGUAUUAUAGUUAUGAAAAUCACAUAGCUUCUUUCAAAUUACCCAUCUUUGUUUUAAAGGAAAUUGAAAAUGCAUAA
Molecule: messenger RNA, 963 nt
Organism: Plasmodium gallinaceum
Lineage: Eukaryota; Apicomplexa; Aconoidasida; Haemosporida; Plasmodiidae
Product: spermidine synthase, putative
Exons: 4
Coding region: 1-963 (320 amino acids)
Biological process (GO): spermidine biosynthetic process
Cellular component (GO): cytosol
Molecular function (GO): spermidine synthase activity
Source: RefSeq, a predicted model, not a curated record